UGUUUUCCUCUUCUUUUGUCAUGUGGAAGUGGGACAGGGCUGGAGCUCCUGCAGGAUGAAACAUGAGUUAUAGCAUCUCUCCCACAAAGCGAUCCCAGCCCUGCCUGGAGCACAGGCCUAGGUGGAAAAAACUCCUGGAUCUGGGUAAAUGCGGGGAAAAAUACAAAGUCAGGGCGCUCAGGGAACAUCGGAUGCUGUGGAGCUCCCACGCCAGCCUCCUCCCACGGGCAGCAGGUUGGCUCCUGGGAGGAGUGGCAGCACAGGGAGGUCCCCAUCCCUGUCCCUAUCCCUGUUCCCGCAGAGCUGCCUCAGCAGGCAGCAGCUCCUGGCUGCCAUCCGGCAGAUGCAGCAGCUGCUGAAGGGGCAGGAGACGCGGUUCUCCGAAGGGCUGCGCGCUGUCAGGAGCCGCCUGAGCACCAUCCACGCCUCCCUGGCCAAGGCCGCCCCCGAGCCACCCGCCGCUGCCUGUCCUGCCCUCCAAGCCCCUGCGGAUGGGAGAAAGUUUGGCACCAAAUAUUUGGUGGAUCACGAGGUUCACUUUGCCUGUGAUCCAGGAUUCCAUCUCCUGGGCUCUAGCACACGGAUAUGCCAGGCCAACGGCAGCUGGACAGGGCAGGAGGCCCACUGUGCAGAGAUCAGAGAGUGCUCAAGCAGCCCCUGCCAGAAUGGCGGGACGUGCCUGGAGGGUCUCAACCACUUCAAAUGCCUCUGUCCCCCGCGGUGGACCGGAACCACCUGCCAGUACCAGGCUCAGACUGCUCCUCCCACCUGGAGCGUGACGGAUGACCCGGCCUUCAGCCGGCAGCCCCGCUGUGCCCAGAUCGCCCAGACCCAGCAGUGCAGCUGCGAUCCCGGCUUCCACAUGAGCGGCACGUCUCCCAACGGGAUCUGCCAGGACCUUAACGAGUGCGAGGUGUACCAGCAGCAAGGGGGACCCCGGCUCUGUGCCCACGCCUGUGUCAACAUUCCCGGCUCCUUCCACUGCUCCUGCCCCGCCGGAUACGUCCUGCUGGGCGACGGCAAGAGCUGUGAAGAUAUUGAUGAGUGCUCUCUAUCCCAGGAUAACUGCACAAGCGGGAGCACCUGCAUCAACACUGGGGGGGGAUUCCAGUGCGUCACCCCCCAGUGUCCCCCGGCCGCUGGCAACGUCUCCUACGUCAAAACCUCCCCCUUCCAGUGCGAGCGCAACCCGUGCCCCAUGGAGAGCCGCUCGUGCCACCAGGCCCCCAAAACCAUCUCCUUCCACUACCUCCCGCUUCCCUCCAAGCUCCAGACUCCGGCGCCGCUGUUCCGCAUGGCCACGGCGGCGGCUCCGGGCCGGCCGGGCCCCGACAGCCUCCGCUUCGGCAUCGCGGGCGGCAACAACCGCGGGCACUUCGUGGUGCAGCGCUCGGACCGGCACACCGGGGAGCUGCUGCUGGUGCAGAGCCUGCGGGGGCCCCGCACCGUCCACGUGGACGUGGACAUGGCCGAGUACCUGGACCGGGUGUUCCAGGCCAAGCACCUGUCCAAAAUCACUCUCUUUGUCUCGGCUUACGAGUUCUAGGGGUGGCUCCUGCUCCCUGCUCAGCAUCCCAUGGCUCCCAGGGAAAGUCCGGGCUGGAGCUGCUCUGCAGCCACCUGGCCUCCCUACUCUGUCCCAAAGUUCUUCUUCCCAUGCGGAUUUACACCACCAAUUUAGGUGGACGGGCAUUGGGAAGCCCCAUCCUCAUCCCGGCUCCAGAGAGAUGAUGUCCUGCAACAGCAGAUGGAAACCACAGCCCCUAUUUCCUUUGAAUUCCCAUUUUUUCCUUUAGGAAGCAGUGAAACCAAGUGUGUGGGAAGAGGGAGGCUCAUGGCCUUUCCUGCUCCCCUCCCUUGUUGCACCCAGUCCUGCUCCCUAAAAAACACACUUCCACUUCCCUUUGGAUGCUGAGAAUCCCCCUGGCAGCCUGCAGGGAUUGAGGUCUGGUGCCUCAAUCCCCUGGGACUGAUCAGGGCUGGAACACUCCAUGAACAUCCACCUGGGUGCCCUCCUUGGCAAGUGGGGCAAAGGAGGAAUUCCAGGGCUAUCCCUGCUCCUUAAACCUCUCAAAUGGGGAUCCCCCACAGAUCCUCUUCACAGCAGAGCUUCAGCUGUAUGUGGAGGUGGGAGUAUUCCCUGCUCCAUCAGUCAGAGCCUCCAUCCUGGCAUAGGAAUGCUGGGAAGAGCUGGGAUUCAGCUUUUCCCAGGGGGAUUCACCCUCCUGCUUGUGCAUGUUCUGCAUGUUCCCUCAUCCCACUGGAUUUAGUACAAUUAAAGGAUGAUGUAAAGGA
Haemorhous mexicanus (house finch) is the source of this 2295-nucleotide messenger RNA. It is a transcript of the gene FBLN7, whose product is annotated as fibulin 7. The record is from RefSeq and is a predicted model, not a curated record. NCBI's taxonomy places the organism in Eukaryota, Metazoa, Chordata, Aves, Passeriformes, Fringillidae. Gene Ontology annotation, molecular function: calcium ion binding. The transcript has 7 exons. The coding region runs from base 149 to 1546 and encodes 465 amino acids.